AUGUGGCUCCCAACCACUGCCGACACACCAAAGCUCAUAGACGUUCUCCGCAAACUCGGCAUCAAUGACUCUACUUCGGAUAGUGCUUCUACUUGUACAAUACGUAGUUACGAAACGCGAUACUACUUUGCCAGAACGAGCCCGGAAAGCGACAGUCCCUUAGAUGCCAUCUCAAUUGCUACGACGUCAGAAGUUGACAAAGAAAUUGAUCCUUCUGAUGGCCUUAUGCCAGGAGCCCAGGCCAUUACGGAAGAUCCUGGCUUUGAAGGCAAGAUUCAUCUCAUGAAUGGAAGGAAAGUUGUGCUAACAGCAGGCUCCAGCGGGACAGUGUCACAACGAAUGUCUUGCUCUUGA
Molecule: messenger RNA, 354 nt
Organism: Fusarium fujikuroi IMI 58289
Lineage: Eukaryota; Fungi; Ascomycota; Sordariomycetes; Hypocreales; Nectriaceae
Exons: 2
Coding region: 1-354 (117 amino acids)
Source: RefSeq, a predicted model, not a curated record